CUCUUUGGUGAUUCGCUGCUCGAAUUUCUGUAUUUUAAUAAAUUUCCAUGGAAAUUCAGGUGCAAAUAUAGCAAAAAAUCAGUGAAAAAUCCCGCGUUGGUGUCGACAAAUCAGCCGCCUUCACUUCAUCGUGUACAUACCGCGUUGUUAUUUAGAUUUUUUCUGUUAUAUUUAUUGUUGUUAUCGCAUAGCGAGCCAGUAAAUAACACAAAAAAUAAAAAAAAUAAGUGAUUACACUUUAAAAAGAAGAAAAAUAUUUAACAAAGUAGACAACAACAAAAAAUAAGCCAUGCUGAUGUCACGCAAACGCCCGCGAAGUGAUGAUGUGGAAGCACAAUCGGAACUGCAGCUUCAGAAUCACGAGGACAGCAGCAACAACAGCGACUCCCUGUUAAACGGACACAGUUUGACGGAAGACGAGCCGAAUGGCUAUUUGAAUGGCGAGGCAUCGUGCAGCGGCGUCGAAUACAGUCCGCCUGUGAAUGAGGAUAUCAACGAAGAUAGCGAAGAAAUGCACGAAAUAAGUCUUCAUGAACAGGCAUCGGAUCAAAUCACGAACGAUCUUGCCAACAUUUCGGUUACAAUUUGCAAGCCGGCUCCGUUUUCACACGAAACCGAUGCCAUUUUGGAGCGCGAUCAAUGCGAUUACACACAAAAGAUCACCUACAGCAUGGCGCGCAACGGCACAGCGCCGCGUCGAAUUCGUGUCUAUGCCGAUGGGAUCUACGAUUUGUUCCAUCAAGGACACGCUCGCCAACUGAUGCAAGCCAAAAAUGUAUUUCCCAAUGUGUACCUGAUCGUGGGUGUGUGCAGCGACGAGUUGACGCACAGCAAAAAGGGCCGCACCGUCAUGAACGAUAGCGAACGCUACGAAGCGAUCAAGCAUUGUCGGUAUGUCGAUGAAGUGGUGAAAGAUGCGCCGUGGAACAUCACAGACGACUUUAUUGAAAAGCACAAAAUUGACUUUGUGGCGCACGACGAGUUGCCAUACGGAUCGGAUGACAGCGAGGACAUCUAUGCGCCGCUCAAGCGACGUGGAAUGUUUGUUGCAACAGAACGAACAGAAGGUGUCUCAACUUCCGACAUUGUCGCUCGCAUCGUCAAAGAUUACGAUAUCUACGUGAGACGCAAUCUCGCCCGUGGCUAUACAGCAAAGGAACUGAACGUUUCAUUCCUGAAGGAGAAGAAAUUCCGGCUGCAAAAUAAAUUGGAUGAGUUUAAAGAUCGCGGCAAGAAAGUGAAAGGUGACAUCAUUAGCAAAUGGGAGGAGAAAUCAAACGAUUUCAUCAAAACUUUCCUGCUACUUUUUGGUCGUGACAGACUCUCAACCAUUUGGAACGAAUCGAAGGACAAGUUGCGCCUUGCGCUGAGCCCGCCCGCCAGCCCGAAUCACUCGAACGAAGACUCGAAUGAGGCAUGCGAUCAACCGCCGCCAACGAAACGUGCCUGUAUAUCGGGAAAUGCAGCAUCGAACUACGAUUCAGAUUCAGAUUAAAAUUCCACUAAAUUUUACUUACUAAACUCUUUUACGUUUUAGUCACCACUCUUAUAUUAUUUUAUCAUUAGUUAUGAAUUUACGUAUACUAAAUACCUAAAAACUACAAAAGGAAUGAAAACAGCUAUCAAAUUUUGAGAACUCAACCGAAAUUUUACACGAACUGUUGAAAGACUUGUUAAAAAGAAAAUAUUUAUUAAAAAAAUUAGAAUUCAAUAUUUCAUCAUCAAAACUACUCUGAAGAAAAAAAUAAAAAUAUGCCAAAUAACAGAAAAUAAAACUUUAUCUUUGUGAUAGAAGAAGAAGUGAGUUCGAUUUUUGUACAAAAAAGUCGUCAAAAGUAGCUCAAACGCGUCAGUAUCUAUCAUAAAAAAAAAAAUAAAAAUAUGUAAAAAAAAAAAUAUUUUAGAUCUAAGUAGCACCAUAAUUCGAAUAUACAUGUACGCUAUCCUCUUUAAUUUUCUAUACGUUAUUUAGUUUAACGAAUAAUUUUAUUUUAUUUAGCUUUGCAAGUAGUUGUUAAAAAACUUUUUCCUUCUGUGUAAUUUAUUAUUUAAUAUUUUAUUAUAUUUUUCGCGCUAUAUCUCUCUCGAUUUAAGAUGAAACACAAAGCUGGAUUAGAUGUUAAAAAGAAAAAAAAAAUUGUUGGUGUCACAUAAAAUGUACACAAAAAAGUUUUUGAAACUUUCUUCAGAUGAGGGACUUUUUGGGUUUUUUGUAAAAGGGGUUUUGAAAUACUUUUUGGACAAAAUAUGUACAACAAGACAAAUAAUGUUAAAAAAUUAAUACAAAAAAGAAAAAUAAAAAAUAAGCAGUGUGAAUGCUUUAAACAGUAAAAAACAAUUAUUGUAAUACAAUAUUAAAAAAAAAAAAUAAAAUAAAUUAAGUUACAGAAAUACCAAUAAAAAGAACAGUUGAU
Culicoides brevitarsis is the source of this 2414-nucleotide messenger RNA. Its product is annotated as choline-phosphate cytidylyltransferase B-like. Gene Ontology annotation, molecular function: choline-phosphate cytidylyltransferase activity; phosphatidylcholine binding. The transcript is spliced from 6 exons. NCBI's taxonomy places the organism in Eukaryota, Metazoa, Arthropoda, Insecta, Diptera, Ceratopogonidae. The coding region runs from base 290 to 1495 and encodes 401 amino acids. The record is from RefSeq and is a predicted model, not a curated record. Gene Ontology annotation, biological process: CDP-choline pathway.